Messenger RNA from Sesamum indicum (sesame), 2049 nucleotides. It is a transcript of the gene MED8, whose product is annotated as mediator subunit 8. The record is from RefSeq and is a predicted model, not a curated record. NCBI's taxonomy places the organism in Eukaryota, Viridiplantae, Streptophyta, Magnoliopsida, Lamiales, Pedaliaceae. Gene Ontology annotation, cellular component: mediator complex.
GUUAGAAGGACUUGUUCAAAAAAAAAAAAAAAAAAGAAAAGAAAAGCAGAAGGGCAGGCACUGACACUGACGACUUUUGCCCUCCGCCGGAGCUGUGAUAGAAUUAAUGGCAGCCAUGGAAGGAGUCACGAUGGCAGGCGCCCAAGACCAACAACAACCGCCGCCUCCCAGGGUGGUCGAGCGCCUGAACCCUGCGCUUCAACAGCAGCUCAACCUCGACUCUGUCAAGACUCGCGCUAUCAGCCUCUUCAAAGCCAUCUCUCGCAUCCUCGAAGACUUCGACACCAUAGCCCGUACAAACGCCGUUCCCAAAUGGCAAGAUAUAUUGGGCCAGUUCUCCAUGGUGAAUCUGGAGCUUUACAAUAUUGUCGAAGAUAUUAAGAAUGUCUCCAAGGCUUUUGUUGUGCAUCCUAAGAAUGUUAAUGCUGAGAAUGCUACCAUUUUACCUGUUAUGUUGUCAUCCAAACUUUUGCCUGAAAUGGAGAUGGAUGACAACACCAAGAGAGAACAGCUGUUACAUGGUAUGCAGAGCCUGCCUGUGGCUGCACAGAUUGAAAAGCUUAAGACUAGAAUUGAUAUGAUUGGAGCAGCUUGCGAAAGUGCUGAGAAGAUCAUAGCUGAUGCUCGUAAAGCAUACUUUGGUACUCGACAGGGACCAACACUUCUGCCAACAAUCGACAAGGUUCAAGCAGCAAAAAUACAGGAACAAGAAAAUUCACUUCGUAGUGCUGUUAAUCAUGGUGAAGGGUUAAGAAUACCUGGAGACCAGAGGCAAGUAACAUCUUCACUUCCAAUGCAUUUGGUAGAUAUACUCACUGCUAAUGACAGUGCACAGACUUUUUCAGAUUCAUCUGGAAUGUACCAGAAGAGCACACCUCCACUUUUGUCAACUGCCAGUAAUAACAGUCAGGGUUCUUUGUUACAGGCUGCUGGAGCACAACUUAUUGGAAGAGCAGCAGCUUCCCCUUCUGGUCCUACGGGAAGCACUUCCUUUGAUAAUACAACUGCAUCUCCUCUGCAAUAUGCGAAUUCACCCAGAUCUGGUGCAAACAUCAUGAACACACCAUCUCCUCAGCAACAGCAGCCUCAACAACAACUACAACAACACCAGCACCAACAGAGGCAGAAAAUGAUGCAGCUACCACCACAUCAGCAACAACUUCUAAGUCAACAACAGAUAAGACCAUCAUCAAUGCCUGGCCUGGGACAGAACCAACUACCGCAGCUGCAUGACAUGGCGAGCCAGACGCAGCAAAAAUAUCAGUCGAUGCAUGGUCAGCAUCAUGUGCAGUUCUCUCAGUCAUCGGUAGCCCAGCAACUGCAGGGUAGACAGCUUACUUCAGCUGCAAUGCAUAUGAGUCAAAAUCAGCUAAACCAAGGAAACCAGCUGAAUCGCCAAUUGAACCAGUUCUCCAGCCCAGCAAAUAGUGCAUUAUUUAAUGCUGCCCAGACGACACCAACCUCUCAGAUGAUUCCUAAUAUGUCAGCUAUGAUGCCGUCACAAUCAAUUCUUCCAAGAAUGCAGUUUGGAAUAUCUGGUGGAAAUAGGACUCUGCCUCCACAAAAUCUGAGUGACCAGAUGUUUAACAUGGGAACAACAAAUGCUGGCAGUAUGAUGCCAAUCCAGCAACAGCAGCAGCAUGGCACACAGGGUACAUUUGGGAACAUGCCACAAAGUGCUCAGAAUCUACAGCCUGGCAUGCUACCCAUGCAAAACACACCACAGAAUCAUCCCAACUUUCAGCAGCAGAGGCCACAAAACCAGCAGUGAUACAUUGAUGACUAAAUUUCACUGUGGAUAUAAACUUAUAUGACCAGAAAAUGGGGUUGAACAUCUUUUGUCACCCUUUAUAAGCAUUGCUGUCGACAUGCUGAAAAUUAUGUAGCACUAGCAUUGACCUUUGUGUUUACUUCUAGUUAUUUAGGGGUGGAAGCAAUCUCCUGAUGAGUUGUUGCUCCAGACCGCACUCUUACACGGUGCCAACUCAAAAUGUAGAAAUUGGAUAAUCUAAUUUCUGAAAAUGCGCUUCGCUGCAUGACUUUUUUUGC